CUUGCGAAGCAGUCAUUUUUGUUACAUAAGAUUGUCUCUUCUCUUACUCUCGACAGCAACUGUUCAAGAUGAAGUCUUUCAUUGUCCUCGUUUGUCUUUUUGCUUAUGCCAACGCUCACGCUUGCAUGUUGUUUCCAGCCCAGCGUGGCCCAAUACCAAAUGAUAUUCUAGUAAAAUCAGGUGCCGAUACUUGCCUGGUUAUUAAGGACCCUCCUUGUGGUGGUGCUGAAGCUGAAGACCCAAAGGUUUCCUUUACUGCAGGUAAUAAUGCUACAGUUGAUAUACAGAAAAAUCUUGACCACUUCUACUCUCAGAAUCCAGGAAGCUGGGAGGUAUUCUUGUGGGAUGGUGGCUCUAGUGGUAAAUCUGUAGCUAAGUUUGCUGAUUCCAGUGAUUUCAAGACACUUGAUAACAAAGCUGUUACUGUCAUGAUCCCCUCUGAUGCUGGCAAGGGAAAAGCUAUCCUUCAGCUUAUCUACACUACCAACAACCCCAAUGCUCCUGCUAUGUUUUACCAGUGUGCUGACGUCAUGAUCAAUUGAUCAUACUGAGAAGGCUGAAGAACUAACUUGCUGCUUAUAGAAUACUUUUUGAUACUUUUGUCCUUUGAUUUUAGGCUGCUAUUUGAUUUUAACAAUAAUAUAGCUUUAAAUAAACCGUGUUUUUAGGAAUUCUUAAUAAUAUAGCAA
Molecule: messenger RNA, 689 nt
Organism: Amphimedon queenslandica
Lineage: Eukaryota; Metazoa; Porifera; Demospongiae; Haplosclerida; Niphatidae
Exons: 6
Coding region: 69-542 (157 amino acids)
Source: RefSeq, a predicted model, not a curated record